UCUAGUCUGACUCUUCUCCCUCCCACUUCACUCCUCGACAUUCGUCUACAAUCGGUUGCCUUACCACUCAAACGCGCCCAUUAUCAGCAGCACAGCCACACUGGGCGGUGUCGUGGUCGUUGUAUCUUCGAGUUGAGCUGAACGUUGCAGACAUGGCCUGUCGCAGGAUCACACAGGAGACCUUCGAUGCGGUGGUCAAGGAAAACAUCGAGGAGUUCGACAUGGACGCUGCGGAGGCCUUGAGGGAAGCGGUAGAGCAGUUUGAGUCUCAAGGGGUGGACCUCAGCUGUAUAGUGAAAGCUGUGCCGACAGCAGGUGAUGACCAAACAGAGGAGCAUGAGGUCCUUCAGGCCCUGGAAUCCAUUCAAAUAGCGUCUGACAAUAGUAUGGCUGCAGAUCUGAAACGCUUCACUGAGCAGUGCUCUCUCGGCUUCGCCCAGAGGCAUCUGGCAGCCCAGAAAGAUGCCUAUCCUGCAAUCAUCUCCUGCUGUAGAAAGACACUGGAUGAACAGGAGGCUCUGCUGGCCUCUCUCUCUGCCCUGGCCGCUCUGACAGAUGGCCAGCCAGACCUCCUUGACUUGGAGGGCAAGGAGCUCCUUGUGAGCAUCCUUGGCAUGUACCAGACAGACCCUGCACUGAUGUUAGUUGCCAUCCGUACGGUACGCCAUUGCUGUUUGAAGCACGAGCAGAACAGGCAGGAUUUGGUGAAGGCUGGAGUGCUGCCGUUGCUAACCGGCACCAUCAAGCGACACACUGGACGCUCCGAUCUGGUCAAGGAGGCCUGUAAUGCCCUCCGGUACAUGACCUUUGACGACGACAUAAGAGUUCCUUUUGGACAGGCUCACGAACACGCCAAGAUGAUUGUUAUGGAACACAAUGGGUUGAAAGUCAUUGUGGAGGCUGCCAAAGCACACCCCGAGAAUAGCCCUCUCCUCAGUGUCCUGUGUGCUACUCUGUCCAGCCUGGCCGUGAGGAACGAGUUCUGUCAGGACAUCUGUGACCUGGGAGGGUUAAAGUUCAUGAUGACCCUGCUGGCAGACAGUUAUGAGUCCCAGGAACUCACAAGGCAGGUGCUGAGCGCUCUGAGGGCCAUAGCAGGAAAUGAUGAUGUGAAGGAUGCUGUCACAAAUGCCGGUGGAGUACAGCUCAUUGUCAUCGCCAUGAACAGACACAUGGGCAAUGCUCAGGUCUGUGAGCAGGGCUGUGCUGCUCUCUCUGUGGUUGCUCUGCGCAAACCCAACAACUGCCAAGUCAUUAUGGAGGAAGGCGGUGCGCUGGCAGCUCUGCUGGCUAUGAAGACCCAUCCUGAUGAGGUCAAUGUGCAGAAACAGGGAUGUAUGCUGCUGAGGAACCUAGUGGCGCGCAUGACUCACUUCAACCAACCCAUCCUGGAGAUGGGAGCAGAGGCCCUCAUCGCCCAGGCCCUGGCGGCCCACCGGGACUGCGGGGAUCUGGCCAAAGCUGCCCUUAGGGACCUUGGCUGCCAGGUGGAGCUCCGAGAGCUGUGGACGGGCAAGAAGGGCAGCCUCACCAGAGAUUGACAUUAAGGUCUGAUAGGCCCUCGGUCACCCACCCUGGUCUGGAGGAUGUACAGGAUGUGCAUGCUUUUGUUCCAGCCCAGCUAUAACAACCCUGAUUGAUCUAAUUUACUGCUAAUUUGAACAGGACAUGUGUGUCAGUUCUAGGCUGUAAUAAAAGCUUGCACACUCUGCAGCUCUCCAGAACCAGGGUUGGGGACCACUACACUCAGAACACCUGAACAGUCUAUAAAGCCGCUAAUCGUAGUAAAUGGCCUCAAGUUUCUGAUAUGCCUGGGAAGCAGAGUUGUAUGAUGGGGUACAGAGCGGGAUAAAGCUGUUGGACUUGUAGUGUUUUUAAAUGUAUUAUUAUUUACUGUACAUAUAUUUUUGUUACUUUUUGUAACAAGGUACUAGUUGGAGUGGUUAUAAGUUUUAUUUUUACUUUUACAGCCAUUAUGUUUUAUCUGCAUUUUGUUUGAUAAGUAUUAUAUCCUGACUUUUGCCUGUACUCCCAAAUUGUUUCUUUGCUGAGCUGGACCUUUUAGAUUUUUAUGAGUAAAAGUGUUAAUUUUUUUUCAAACAUUCCUUAACAAUACUCCAUGGUUAGGUUAAAUUAGAAGUGAAGUAUUUAAAUUCAGGAAGUGAUUUGAAUUAAAAAUGUAAUAAUGGCAAAACUUUUUUAAUCGUUUCUCCUUUCGAAGUCAUUGAAAAUAGGGGCCCUUUUUUCAGUUAUUGAAUUGGAAAUGUAGUUUAUUUACUGAAUUGACUGACUUCAAUUUGACCCCAACCCUUCAACACUUUUACCCUUUUAAGUGUCCCUUUUUAAGUCUACCUGUUAGUCUCCUGUUAUAGUAGGAAAGUGGAAAUUCUGCUACGUGCCAGUCUUCCUCUUCCGCAGAGAGACCGGCACGUGAACUGAAUGUCAAACAGUGUAUUAAAACCAACAGUCAUAAUGUGUGCAAUUUUUGCUGAUCUAAACUACGUAAUCUCUUUGCAGCUGCAUAAUAUGAAUCUAAAACAUUAUGAAAUCUGAUGUGUGUGUGGGUCUGAUUUAGACUGCCCAAUGGCUUGAGUGUGUUCUACCUACAUCUGCGUGUAUUCUAUUGGUGAAAGCAAAGUAGACACCAGCACACUGGUGAAUGCUCAUGCGGUGCAUCAAGUGCAAUGCCUUGACGCACAUGGGAGUGAAUCCUAACUUCCAUUUAAGUUUUUUUAAAUUACCUAGUCAUGCAUUGAUGUCAGUAGGAGACUGAGUCAAAAUUAAUCUUAAAUGGAAGUUAAGAUUCACCUGUUGAUGGACUGCAGAAGCAUUCGGCAGUGUGCGGGUGUCUGAUUUUCUCUCAUGACUUUACCGUUGGCACCCUGCAGCUGAAAGUAGGCUAACUGGAUGUGGGUACAGUACCGUACUUCUAAACUGUGUGAGAGUGGUUGAGCUUUGGUGUGUGUAUGGGACUCUUCUAUGUUUGAGUGAACUAAAUAAUGUUGUUUACUGAGCUCCCAUUGGGAAGUGACAAGAAGGGGAUGAGAUGUUGUAAAAAAAAAAAAUUUAGGACAUGAUUAAGAAAACUGUUCUCUCUGCCCUACAAUGAUAAACACUUCAGAACCAGUCUGAGGGGUUGCCCAGCGGUCAGGAACACUGGUCACAAUAAUUUUUACAAACUGUUUCACCCACUUUAUAUGCAUAUACUGUAUUCUAGUCAUGGCUCCAAUAUAAUAUAUAUAUACUUUUUU
Coregonus clupeaformis (lake whitefish) is the source of this 3251-nucleotide messenger RNA. RefSeq names its product armadillo repeat containing 6 (gene armc6). Bases 153 to 1541 code for a protein of 462 amino acids. NCBI's taxonomy places the organism in Eukaryota, Metazoa, Chordata, Actinopteri, Salmoniformes, Salmonidae. The record is from RefSeq and is a predicted model, not a curated record. Gene Ontology annotation, biological process: hematopoietic progenitor cell differentiation. The transcript is spliced from 8 exons. Gene Ontology annotation, molecular function: protein binding.